AUGAGCUCUGAUGCAGAAAUGGCCAUUUUUGGAGAAGCAGCUCCCUACCUCCGGAAACCAGAGAAGGAGAGAAUCGAGGCUCAGAAUCGUCCAUUCGAUUCCAAGAAAGCCUGCUUUGUAGCAGAUGAUAAGGAAAUGUAUGUGAAAGGCAUGAUCCAGAGUAGGGAAAAUGACAAAGUCAUAGUCAAGACCCUCGAUGACCGGACGCUCACUCUGAACAAUGACCAGGUCUUCCCCAUGAACCCUCCCAAAUUUGACAAGAUCGAGGACAUGGCCAUGAUGACUCACCUGCAUGAACCUGCCGUGCUGUACAACCUCAAAGAGCGCUACGCAGCCUGGAUGAUCUACACCUACUCAGGCCUCUUCUGUGUCACCGUCAACCCCUACAAGUGGCUGCCGGUGUACAACCCCGAGGUGGUGGCUGCCUACAGAGGCAAAAAGCGCCAGGAGGCUCCACCUCACAUCUUCUCCAUCUCUGACAAUGCCUAUCAGUUCAUGCUGACUGAUCGAGACAACCAGUCUAUCCUCAUCACCGGAGAAUCCGGGGCUGGGAAGACUGUGAACACCAAGCGUGUCAUCCAGUAUUUUGCAACAAUUGCAGUUACUGGGGACAAGAAGAAGGAGACACAGCCAGGCAAAAUGCAGGGAACCCUGGAGGAUCAGAUCAUCCAAGCCAACCCGCUGCUGGAGGCCUUUGGAAAUGCCAAGACUGUGAGGAAUGACAACUCCUCAAGAUUUGGGAAGUUCAUUCGGAUUCAUUUUGGAGCCACAGGAAAGCUGGCAUCGGCAGACAUCGAAACCUAUCUGUUAGAAAAAUCCAGAGUGACAUUUCAAUUAUCCAGUGAGAGAAGCUAUCAUAUUUUCUACCAAAUUUUGUCAAACAAGAAGCCAGAACUAAUUGACUUGCUUCUGAUCUCCACCAACCCCUUUGACUUCCCCUUCGUGAGCCAAGGAGAAGUCACAGUGGCCAGUAUCGAUGACAGUGAAGAACUGCUGGCGACAGAUAAUGCCAUUGACAUCCUGGGCUUCAGCUCAGAGGAGAAAGUUGGGAUCUACAAACUGACGGGAGCCGUGAUGCAUUAUGGGAACAUGAAGUUCAAGCAGAAGCAGCGUGAGGAGCAGGCGGAGCCGGACGGCACCGAAGUGGCUGACAAAGCCGGAUACCUGAUGGGACUCAAUUCUGCAGAAAUGCUGAAGGGCCUGUGCUGUCCAAGGGUGAAGGUUGGGAAUGAAUAUGUCACUAAAGGGCAAAAUGUCCAGCAGGUAAUGGAGAUGCUCUGAUCCGGUUGAUUGAGAUCUUUUGUUAUUUGAGCCAUUGUUUUAAAGUUCUUUCAGUUGCAGGUAUCAGAAAAUGCACAUGAAACCAGC
Molecule: messenger RNA, 1368 nt
Organism: Cercocebus atys (sooty mangabey)
Lineage: Eukaryota; Metazoa; Chordata; Mammalia; Primates; Cercopithecidae
Product: myosin-13-like
Exons: 11
Coding region: 1-1281 (426 amino acids)
Cellular component (GO): myosin complex
Molecular function (GO): ATP binding; actin filament binding; cytoskeletal motor activity
Source: RefSeq, a predicted model, not a curated record